Molecule: messenger RNA, 1636 nt
Organism: Magnolia sinica
Lineage: Eukaryota; Viridiplantae; Streptophyta; Magnoliopsida; Magnoliales; Magnoliaceae
Product: defective in cullin neddylation protein AAR3-like
Exons: 12
Coding region: 411-1226 (271 amino acids)
Biological process (GO): protein neddylation; positive regulation of ubiquitin-protein transferase activity
Cellular component (GO): ubiquitin ligase complex
Molecular function (GO): ubiquitin-like protein binding; ubiquitin conjugating enzyme binding; cullin family protein binding
Source: RefSeq, a predicted model, not a curated record
UCCUUCGACGAGGAAAUGGAUAUCCGUUUUUUUUCCUUUUUUGGUUCACAACCAAAACCCUAACCCAAAUUUAGAUAAAAAAAAGCCUCAACUGAAAUUCCAUCACCAUUUUUCUCAGGAAUCUGCGGAUUUCUGAAGGGUUCCUGCUUACUAUUUUGAAUCGGCGCGACGGACUGUCGAUCCGUCCGCGCAUCAUUUCCGACAUAAAGAGAUGCUGAAAGAGCUUAGCAUAAAAAGCAUAACAGUCAGAAAAUUUUCCAGCCCUUUGGUGAAGGAGGAAAGAAACCAAUCUGAAACCUGAAGCAGCAAGGCAUUUGGUUUGAAGGUUUCAAAUUCAGAUAAUUGAAAGGUUCUCUGUCAUUGUAAAUUAUUGCCUCCCAGUGAAUUGAGCACCCAGGGCUUCCUUCUCGAUGAGGACCCUUUUGGGCCAUUGCAUUUAUCCGAUGGCGGUGAUAUACCGUGAGUAUUGUGAAAUUUUAUCAUCAGGUGAUUCUCUGGGAAAGCUGAAAGCACCUUUGGCCGUACUUUCAGCAUAUGCAGAAUCCGAAGGUCAAACUGGGGUUGCUGCUCUUGAUGGACUCCGUAGACUCAAGUCAGAGCUGGACUCAUAUCUGUUGGAUUCAUGCCAUUUCUCCUGCUUUUAUCAAUUUGUUUACUUCAUUUGUCGGGAAAGAGGCCAAAAGAAUAUCCUUGUAAGCACAGGGAUUGAGGCGUGGAAGCUGGUUUUGACUGGAAGGUUUCGACUACUUGAUCAAUGGUGUGGUUUUGUAAAGGAACAUCAACGCCACACUAUCUCUGAAGAUACUUGGUUACAAGUUUUGACCUUCAGCAUAGUUGUGCAUGAAGAUCUCGGCAAUUAUGACCCUGAAGUUUUCAUCCUCAUAAUAUCAACAGGUUCUUGGCCUGUCCUUAUUGAUGAAUUUGUUGAGUAUAUGAUAAGGUAUCAUGAUUGCCGGAAUGUGCUUAACAACUCGGUGCACAUUCAGGGGCUACCCUAUGAUUCUGAAAGUGGGUAUGCAGUUGAUUCCAAGUCGAGUUCUAUAUGUGGAAAUAGUGUUCGUGUUGGAUGCAAGAAGCGAUGGUUAUCAUCCCAAGAAGAGGCUAGUCAAGUAGAAUCUGUAAAUUGUAUAGCUCAAAGGCUUGCUAGGAUUCCCAGUCCAUUGUUCUCCAAGCGCAUUCGCUCCAGCUAUUUUACGCCGGACUCUGAAUCCAUGGAAGUCAACUGACAUGUGGUGAUCAAUGUAACAACAUUUCAGCUAUCAGGGAAAUUCAACUUCAGCCUUCCAUCAGAGUGCGUGCUACUCCCGCGUAUCAAGAAGUGAAAGCCACAUGGAUGAGAGGGCCUUCAAAUGAUCCUCCAAUGUGAGCACAGGUCGGUCAAUACCACUCAAAAACAAGGCCGGAGUAAGAUCCUUCAAUGCUGUUGCGGCAGAGCAAUUGGUUCUGACAUAUGUCUCAGACACAUUGUCAUUCUAGGAAAGACCUUAAUUUAUCUUGUAUCUUUUGUUAUUAAUUUCCAUCCAUCUAGUUGUCUUUCUCUGUAUUGUAUGCGUUUCUUGUAUAUUUCAGAUGUAGCUUCUGAUAUUAUUCUAACUGUUUGAAGUGCCUCAUUGCAUUGGAUUUUCGAGGGUUGAAA